This is a messenger RNA of Schistosoma turkestanicum, 1621 nucleotides long. The record is from the annotation of a GenBank genome assembly. Lineage: Eukaryota; Metazoa; Platyhelminthes; Trematoda; Strigeidida; Schistosomatidae.
UUCAAGUGCAACAAUAUGAUAGUGAAUUGCGAACAUUAUGCAAGAAUAUAAUUCUACACAAUUAGUAUAUAAUUGGAAAGAAUUAAAAUUUUCUGAAUGAAUAUUAUUCAUGUGAGCAAGGAGAGCAAUGAAAAUUGUGAUUUUUUUGAAUUUGAAGAGAAUUCAGUGAAAGUCGGCAACGAGAAGAAAAUGUCGCUGGAAGACGAUACGAGUAGACGUAGGGAACGUUUGGAAACAAACAAUACAAAUAGUAGAGAUAAAAAUGGUCUUGAAUUCGGCUUGAUAUGGCUAACAGGAAAAUCAAGCAACAGAUAUGCAUUUAGAGAUGAAAAAAAAGCAAAUCUUCAUGGAAAUUUCAAACGGCAUGGAAAAGGAGAAUACGAUAGUUUGUCAAGUCGCUCACACAGAUUCAAAGUGAAGGGAUCAAUUGACCGAUAUGGAAGACGCGCAUUCCAACAUUCAAAAAUACAGAGAGGUGGAAAGAGAAAGAGUUACUCGAAAAGAUUCUCCUAUGAUUAUUUCGAUAUUAAUGGCGGUGUAUCUUCCAGACGUAAAACUAUGGGAUUAGGAACAGACACAGAGAGUGGUCAUCACAUUGAAAUAAAGUUAUCUUCGGACAUUGAUAACAAUCACCAAAAUUCGGAUGGACGUAGGGAUAGUAAUUUUGACCGUCGAAGAUUAACUGAUGAUCGAGAAACUCGUACUACCCAUAAUUCAUCAUCGCUUCAGUUAGGAAAUCCAAUAAAAUAAAACAGCGCUUAAUAUUGUAUUGUUUAUUCAAUGUUUAAUUUAUUUGGCGUUAUCAAUGGUUACACAUGUUGAAUUGGUGAUGAAUGAUUUAUGUUAUGCAGUAAUUUGUCCACAUCUCAUUAUGUAUCAGCGAGAUGACUAUUGAGAACCAGUAAAAUUAGUGUAGCAGUUUUUUUCCAUACAAAACUCUACUUUAGUAUGUAUUCGUUACUCGAACACGAUCUGAACACACGAAGUUUCAGUAUCAUUGUAGCCAACUUAAUUUCAUAUCACUGUGUCGUUAUCACAGAUAAAUCGCUAAUUUUUCAUUAGUUUCUUAUGCUAGUUAUAAAACUGAGUUCAGUUAUAAUGUAGAUCUUGAGAAUAUAAAUCUAUCGAAAUUCACAAUUAGAAUGGAUUCAGUUUCACAAUAGAGCAUACAUACAAUAAUCAUACAACUUGAAUUCAAAGAGCUGUAAAAAAUUACGAAGUCAGUUAUGUAUAGUAAAUAUUGUGAGAUAUCUAAAAGGACAGUAUAACCGACAGAUUAUAUGGACGUUAAGUAAUUUUAACCAUCAAAGCACCAGAAACUGCCAUGAUGCUCUUUUCACUAAAAAUUCAUCAAUGAGUGACUGUUGAUUUCGAAAAAUUUAACGUAACAUGAAAGUCGUAUUCGUUGAACUAUAUUUAUCUAAAAAGCUGUAGAACAAUGUAUGAGGAGGUACUUCAACGACCAUUCCAUACAUUCCAUCAUGUACAGCAUUCAUCUGAAAGGUUGCGAAUGCUGAACCUAUUUGUUUGAUUUUUAAAAAUAAAACGAACCCAAUAGUUCAUAUCAUAGAUCUGAAAGUAAUUUCAAUAAUGCUGUUCAAAAUGUAUUCUUUUACAUAAA